This is a messenger RNA of Aspergillus wentii DTO 134E9, 2779 nucleotides long. Its product is annotated as putative C6 finger domain protein. Lineage: Eukaryota; Fungi; Ascomycota; Eurotiomycetes; Eurotiales; Aspergillaceae. Gene Ontology annotation, molecular function: DNA-binding transcription factor activity, RNA polymerase II-specific; zinc ion binding; DNA binding. Gene Ontology annotation, biological process: DNA-templated transcription; regulation of DNA-templated transcription. Bases 412 to 2547 code for a protein of 711 amino acids. The transcript is spliced from 8 exons. The record is from RefSeq and is a predicted model, not a curated record.
CAAUUGACACUGUUAUAUUAAUUGAUUCUAAGAUGGUUCUACAUAAUCGAACAGGAGUAUCUGUAUCUGGGUAUCUGGUUUACAACUACAACCACAAUAUUACAACUACAGUAUAAUAUUAUCUGAAUUUAAUAACAAUAUCUUUUUUAUCUAGUCUUUCUAUAUUCUAUGAAUUCAAUUCUUCAAUUCUUCAUUCUUACUCUCCUAUCUGAUGCCACAUGAUAUACAGAUCAUCACCCCUGAUUGGCCGCCCACAAUUCAGCCCCACCCGAAAGAAGCAGCAAAAAAGAGUCCAGCAACUCAUUGCAUCCCCAUCUUCGCAUCACGACAGCCAUCGCGAGAGCAAGAGAAUGGCGUGACUGACCACUCUGGCUUGCAAAAAGUCAUCCUUCACCCUGCCAGCCAUGCAAUAUGAGCAAGCGUCCUUUCGAGGAGUCAUUAUCCCAUGGUGGCUCAGCGCUUCCGUUGCAGCCACCAGAGCCUAUCGAUAACGGCCAUCACAAUGGGCUGUUGCCCAUCCACGACCUUCUCUCCCCUAGCGACGAGCAGCAGCAGUCGGCUGGCUCUUCCAAGAAGCCGCGCAAUUUCAUUGCCACCGUGGCAUGUGAAACUUGUCGUCUCAAAAAGACAAGAUGUGACGAGUCGCGUCCUAAAUGUGGGCUUUGCAAGUCCCAGGGCUUGGAGUGUGUCUACAAUGAGCGCAAAUCUUCCAAACGAGACCAGUCUCUCAGCCUGAUUAUGAGCACUCUUCAUCGACUCGAGACAAAAUUAGAGAGUCUUCCAUCUACAAUCGCCAAUGAUGUGCAAAUAAAUAAUGAGCAAUUGCUGCGUGCUCUUGAUGAAUCCAGAGAGACUAACCCCCCAACCUAUAGCAGCAACAAUUAUGAUAACAACAAGCGAGCAUCCUUGAAUAAUCCGCCCCAAGACUUCACACCUGAAAUGGGAGAGCCUGACGAUUUUGAAUUCGAUGAGCAUCAAGAAACUACCAACGCAAAUGGACACAUAUCCAUCUCAUUCAGCCAGCAUGGUGUAAUUCUCUGGCCUGGAGCGCGAGAGGUCCUUCCGGAAAGGCUACUUGAAGCCCACGAGAGACUGGGGAAGAACUACGUUAUUGAUCUCGAAAUGAAACGCCCCCCUCUGCCUAUGUAUAUCUGUCCAUUUCCUCCACAGUCUGGGGAUGGAUGGCUAGAGGCACUUCCCCUGGCGAUGAUCAAGGGUCUUUCAGAUGCAUUUUUCACCACUUUCAACCCAUUCACGCCUAUCAUGGACAAGAACUUUUACUUUUCGCUCACCCUCGGUGCGGCAAUUGAGAAUGGGUUCGGAUAUACCGUGGAGAGCUGUAUAGCUCUAAAUGUCAUGGCCUUGGGCUGUCUGGCUGUUCAGACCCAUCGAGAGGGGAACUAUCCUUUACCAGGUACUCGAAGCGGUCGAUUUGAACCCCCAGAUUGGAUGAGUGUGGUUCACGAGGAGCCAUCAGGUCUACGUUUCUUUAAUGAAGCCCGUCGGCGUAUUGGUUUCUUAAUGUGCGGCAAUGAUCUCCAAAGCUGCCAGUUUUACAUGCUGUCCUCCGUAUACUACAGCCAGAUCCUCCGGCCAAUGGACUCGUGGGCAAUGAUCCAUCGCGCUGCUACCUGUUGUCUUUCGAUGCUCACCAACCACAAUGUAAAUUUCGACGAAUGGGAGGGCGAUAUGAAAUCCCGUGUGUACUGGAACUGUCUAAUGAACGAAACCAUUCUCGUGCAAGAACUACACCUGCCUCCGAGCGGACUUGCUCGUCUUGAGGAAUACGUCCCCAUUCCAAAAUUCAUUGGCUUCGAGACGACAGCCUUUGUCUCGGCCAGAAUAUCCUCAUCCGACGAGAUCGAUGAUUCGUUCUUCCAGUACCAUUUCCUCGCGCAGGUCGCGCAUCGUAUCAUCCUAACCCGCAUCCGUCACUCUUUGUACUUUUACUCCGACUCGGGAACGUUCCCCCUCCCUGCUAUCAAUGCCGAGCUACACCACCAGCUAGAACAAUGGCGCAUCAACCUCCCUGCAGCCCUCCAAUUCACUGAACCCCUCCCAGCCACCCCGGCAACAGACGUCAAUCCCUCCCCAGCACCCCUCUCCCCUCUCCCCAUCGACCCUCAUCGUCCCCUGUCCCCCGCAACCGCAGUCACUGAAGCCAUGCUCCGUGGCCGCUUCCUAAUCGCCAAAUUCCACAUCGGCCGUCCAUACCUCUACAAAGCCCUCCGUAUCCCAGCUUCCCUCUCCGACGACGACCUAGACCAGGUCAAAAGUGGCCUCCAAAACGCCAUGGGCUGGCCUGUCGUCGGUGGCAUCUUCCGAAAAAUGAAAAGCUGCAUUCCCAUCAAGUUUGCCUUUUGUUCACAAUUCUUCGGCCAAAUCCUUCUCUUCUAUUGUAUUUCCCACUCCCCCAAUCCCCGACUCAGAGAUACCCUCCCCGCAGGCUGGGAACGUUGGAAUGACGAAAUGCUGCGGUUCCUGGAGGACUGCGCCCCGUAUAGUCCGGCUGUUGCGCAAGAUCUAGACCUAUUGCGACUUUUGUAACUUACCUACUACCUACCUACCUUCCUAUCUCUAUUGUCUAUUAAGGGUGGUUCGUUUCUGUUUUUAUAUAUACCUAAUACAUAUCGCGUACACUGCAUCGCUGUUAGAUGCUGUAUCUAUAUUUACUAUUGAAUGAGGCUGUAUUUAGUUAUCUGGUAUACAUUGUAUCAAACCAAGCCCUAGGGAAUAAUAUAAAUACGUAAGAUUCCUAUACUAGAAGAGAAACCGCAAA